This is a messenger RNA of Angiostrongylus costaricensis, 474 nucleotides long. The record is from the annotation of a GenBank genome assembly. Lineage: Eukaryota; Metazoa; Nematoda; Chromadorea; Rhabditida; Metastrongylidae.
AUGUCUCAGCAUGAGUUUGAGAUAGAAGCAGUUAUGGAAGCCCUUGAUAGUCAAGGAGUCCUUACACAGUGCAUAAAGAUUCUUCGUGAGCUGCAGAAAAAUUUCACAACCAAGAUAUCACCAUUCUACAACGGUGAUAACAUUGAUGUCAAAACAGGAGUUAGGCAAGGCGAUACCAUCUCGCCAAAAUUAUUUACCAGCGCCCUCCAAAACGUCAUGCGAACAGUGGAAUGGGAUAAUAUGGGAGUGAAAAUCGACGGUCGGCAGUUACACUAUCUUCGCUUUGCUGAUGACAUCGUCCUUAUAACACCAAACAUUAGCCAAGCGGUACGUAUGCUUGACGACUUUGAUAAAGCAUGUGGAAAGAUUGGUCUUCGACUAAAUCUCACAGAAACGAUGUUCAUGAAGAACGGAUUGGUUUCGUAUGCUCUAUUCACGCUCAACGGAACGAAUACCUCCGAAUGCUCCAGUUAA